This is a messenger RNA of Dipodomys spectabilis (banner-tailed kangaroo rat), 4158 nucleotides long. RefSeq names its product phospholipase C eta 2 (gene Plch2). Bases 16 to 4158 code for a protein of 1380 amino acids. The transcript is spliced from 22 exons. The record is from RefSeq and is a predicted model, not a curated record. Gene Ontology annotation, biological process: phosphatidylinositol-mediated signaling; lipid metabolic process. NCBI's taxonomy places the organism in Eukaryota, Metazoa, Chordata, Mammalia, Rodentia, Heteromyidae. Gene Ontology annotation, molecular function: phosphatidylinositol-4,5-bisphosphate phospholipase C activity; calcium ion binding.
UGGGUUGGGGGGUGCAUGGUGGUGUGCCCUCGGUGGCAGCUCAGCCUACUAGUGGAGCGAUGCAUGAGCGCCAUGCAGGAGGGGACGCAGAUGGUCAAGCUUCGAGGCAGCUCCAAGGGCCUGGUCCGCCUCUACUACCUGGAUGAGCACCGCUCCUGUCUCCGCUGGCGACCCUCGCGCAAGAACGAGAAGGCCAAGAUCUCCAUAGACUCCAUCCAAGAGGUGAGCGAGGGCCGGCAGUCCGAGAUCUUCCAGCGCUACCCUGACAGCAGCUUUGACCCCAACUGCUGCUUCAGCAUCUACCAUGGCAGCCACCGCGAGUCUCUGGACCUGGUCUCCCCCAGCGCCGAUGAGGCGCGCACCUGGGUGACCGGCCUGCGCUACCUCAUGGCUGGCAUCAGCGACGAGGACAGCCUGGCCCGUCGCCAGCGAACCCGAGACCAAUAUCCUUGGUGGCUGAAGCAGACGUUUGAUGAGGCCGACAAGAACGGGGACGGCAGCCUGAGCAUCGGCGAGGUCCUGCAGCUGCUGCACAAACUCAACGUGAACCUGCCCCGCCAGAGGGUGAAGCAGAUGUUCAGGGAAGCGGACACGGAUGACCGCCAGGGAACUCUGGGCUUUGAUGAGUUCUGCGCCUUCUACAAGAUGAUGUCCACCCGCCGGGACCUCUACCUGCUCAUGCUGACCUACAGCAACCACAAGGACCACCUGGACGCUGCUGACCUGCAGCGUUUCCUGGAGGUGGAACAGAAGAUGAAAGGCGUGACACUCGAGACCUGCCAGGAUAUCAUCGAGCAGUUUGAGCCCUGCCCGGAAAACAAGAGCAAGGGAGUGCUGGGCAUCGAUGGCUUCACCAACUACACCCGGAGCCCUGCCGGCGACAUCUUCAACCCUGAGCACUACGGUGUGCACCAGGACAUGACGCGACCUCUGAGCCACUACUUCAUCACCUCGUCCCACAACACCUACCUCGUGGGCGACCAGCUCAUGUCCCAGUCUCGGGUGGACAUGUACGCCUGGGUCCUGCAGGCCGGCUGCCGCUGCGUAGAAGUGGACUGCUGGGAUGGGCCGGACGGGGAGCCGAUCGUGCACCACGGCUACACUCUGACCUCCAAGAUCCUCUUCAAAGACGUCAUCGAGACCAUCAACAAGUACGCCUUCGUCAAGAACGAAUAUCCCGUGAUCCUCUCCAUUGAGAACCACUGCAGCGUGGUCCAGCAGAAGAAGAUGGCCCAGUAUCUGACGGACAUCCUCGGGGACAAGCUGGACCUCUCCUCCGUGAGCGGGGACGACGCCACCUCGUUACCCUCGCCACACAUGCUCAGGGGCAAGAUCCUAGUCAAGGGGAAGAAGCUCCCCGCCACCAUCAGCGAGGAUGCGGAGGAAGGCGAGGUGUCUGACGAAGAUAGCGCCGACGAGAUCGACGAGGAUUGCAAGCUCCUCAAUGGGGAUGCCUCUACCAACCGCAAGCGGGUGGAAAGCAUUGCCAAGAAGAAGCUGGAUUCUCUCAUCAAGGAGUCAAAGAUCCGUGACUGCGAGGAUCCCAACGACUUCACCGUCUCCACGCUGCCCCCACCUGGAAAACUCGGGCACAAAGCCGAGGCCAAAAAGGGGCAGAGCAGGGCCGAGGAGGACGUGGAGUCUGGGGAAGACACCGGCACCGGCAGGCGGAACAACCGCCUUCUCAUGAGCAGCUUCUCCAAGCGCAAGAAAAAGGGCAGCAAGAUAAAGAAGGCGGCCAGCGUGGAAGAGGGAGACGAAGACCUGGACGCCCCGGGAGGCCAGAGCCGAGGGACGGCCAGGCAGAAGAAGACCAUGAAGCUGUCCCGGGCCCUCUCCGACCUGGUGAAGUACACCAAGUCCGUGGGUUCCCACGAUGUGGAGACGGAGGUGGCGUCCAGCUGGCAGGUGACAUCCUUCAGCGAGACCAAAGCCCACCAGAUCCUGCAGCAGAGGCCAGCCCAGUACCUGCGCUUCAACCAGCGCCAGCUCUCCCGCAUCUACCCCUCCUCUUACCGCGUGGACUCCAGCAACUACAACCCACAGCCCUUCUGGAAUGCCGGCUGCCAGAUGGUUGCCCUGAACUACCAGUCCGAGGGGAGAAUGCUGCAGCUGAACCGCGCCAAGUUCAGUGCCAAUGGCGGCUGUGGCUAUGUGCUCAAGCCCCCGUGCAUGUGCCAGGGUGUCUUUAACCCCAACUCCGAGGACCCGCUGCCCGGGCAGCUCAAGAAGCAGCUGGCCCUGAGGAUCAUCAGCGGGCAGCAGCUGCCCAAGCCCCGGGACUCCAUGCUGGGUGACCGUGGAGAGAUCAUCGACCCUUUUGUGGAGGUGGAGGUCAUCGGGCUCCCGGUGGACUGCAGCAAGGAGCAGACUCGAGUGGUGGACGACAAUGGAUUCAACCCCAUGUGGGAGGAGACCCUGGUGUUCACUGUGCACAUGCCCGAGAUCGCACUCAUCCGCUUCCUGGUCUGGGACCACGACCCCAUUGGGCGGGAUUUCAUCGGCCAGAGGACGCUGGCUUUUAGCAGCAUGAUGCCAGGCUACCGGCACGUGUACCUGGAAGGGAUGGAAGAGGCGUCCAUCUUCGUGCACGUGUCUGUCAGUGACAUCAGCGGUAAGGUCAAGCAGGCUCUGGGGCUAAAAGGUCUCUUCCUCCGCGGCCCAAAGCCAGGCUCGCUGGACAGUCAUGCUGCUGGGCAGCCCCCACCCCGGCCCUCCGUUAGCCAGCGGCUCCUGCGGCGCACGGCCAGCGCCCCAGCCAAGAGCCAGAAGCCCAGCCGCAAGGGCUUUCCAGAGCUGGCCCUGGGCACUCAGGACGUGGGCUCGGAGGGGGCGGCAGACGACGUGGCCGCCCCCAGCCCUGCCCCCGAGGCCCCGGCUCCCAGGGGGUCGGGCGGCAGCAGCCCCCGAGAUGCCCGCCUCUUCCCCAUGCAGCGGCCAGUCUCCCCACCGCGCAGCCUGGAAACCAUCGCCGAGGAGCCAGCGCUGGGCCCUGGGCUCCCACCACGGGCGGCCUCCCCCGCCGGCCCCUCCCGGGAAGGGCCACGGGGCCCUACGGGCCCUGGGGGCAGAGUGGGAGCUUCCGCGCCCCUCCAGGUCCGGACAGGGGACAACAAAGAGGCCCUGUGCACGCUGCACAGUGGUGGAGGCCCCCGGGGGACGGACGGCAAGGCCCUCCCACAGGUCCUGGGCCAUCUGCCCAGGGUCCGAAGGGCCAAGAGUGAGGGCCAGGUGCUCCCAGAACCCCUGGGCGCCUGGCGGCUCCUGGGCGGGCCCACCCCUGCGCCCUCGGUCUACUCAGACGCCACAGGCGGCGACCGGUUGUGGCAGCGGCUGGAGCCCGGCAGCCACCGUGACAGCGUGUCCUCGUCCUCGAGCAUGUCGUCCAGCGACACCGUCAUUGACCUGUCCCUUCCGAGCCUGGGCCUGGGGCGCAGCCGCGAGAGCCUGCUGGGGGUCCCAUUUGGACGCUUGCCCUCUCGGUCCGGUUCGGCCUCCGCUACCCGCCGGGACCCGCCUCCGGUGACCAAAAGCAAAUCCAACCCCAACCUGCAGGCCGCGAGCCAGCGGCUGCCUUCCGGCGCGGACCAGCUGCGGGGCCAGCGACAGGGCCUGCCCCUGGGGGGCCCGCGGGAUGGCCCCACGGCGGCCAAGUCCCAGAGCCUGGGGGACCUGACGGCCGACGACUUCGGCCCUGGCUUGGAGAGUGGCUCGCGCAGCCUGAGCCGUGGCCUGGGCACUCUGGGGGUGGUCCCGCGUCCCACGGGGCCUGGGGUGCGGACAGACACCCUGACCGAGCAACUGCGCUGGCUCACAGGCUUCCAGGAGGCCGAGGACAUCACCUCACCCACCAGCCUGAGUCCCGGCGGGGAGGGGGGGCUCGGGGCCCCGGCCUUCCUGAGGCGGCCCUCCUCGCGCAGCCAGAGCCGAGUGCGUGCCAUCGCCAGCCGGGCCCGCCGCGCCCAGGAGCGGCAGCAGAGGCUGCGAGGCCUGGGCCCCCCAGAAGAGGAGCGGGGCACCCCCGAGGGUGCCUGCUCCGUGGGCCAUGAGGGCUGUGUGGACCCGCCAGUCCCCUCCAAGGGGGCCCCAGAGCCGCUGUGUGGUGCUGCUGCCAAGGCACUGACCCCCCGUGUGGGCCGGGCCUCCCUGGAAGCCUGA